AGCCGUACAUCAACGGCGCUGUUUCUGAUCAGACGUGUCAGUGACGACUGCCAACUCCCCCUCUAGACUGCUCCUGCAACCAAUAGUUCGUGUAUCACCCACUAAAAUUUUUUUUUUUAUUGAUUUAAUUUUCAAUUUUUACCUCCAGCUACCAUGGACACCCAAUUCUUGAGUGGUUUGGAACAAACACUCAGAAACAUCCUGUCGCCAGACAACAACGCGAUCAAGAAUGCCACACAGGCUUUGAAGACGCAGUACUACAACAACCAUCUGGCCUUUCCUUCUUUGCUCCACCUGCUUGAAAACUCUGCCGACGACAGCGUCAAGCAGCUGGCAGCUGUAGAGGCCAAGAAGUUGGUUCCAAAACAAUGGGAGACGCUCGACGAAAGUCUCAAGGCGCAAAUCAGGGAGUCUCUGCUGAAUUUUGCGUUUGCAUACAAGUCCAAGAGCAUCAGACACUCUUCGGCUAGAAUCGUGGCUGCCAUUGCCGAAAUUGAUAUCCCCGACCACAAAUGGCCAACUCUGCUGCAGUCGCUGGUUGGAGGAGCCCAGGAUUCCAACGUGCAGACCAGAGAGAUGGCUGUGUUCAUCAUCUUCUGUAUUUUGGAGACAUUCCCUGCCGACUGGUUUGAGCACUCGCAGGACUUCCUGUCCCUGUUUGCCUCCACUUUGCAGGACCAGGCCUCCCUUGACAUCCAAGUUACGUCCGUUUCUGCAUUGGAGGUCAUUUCUGCGUACAUCGAGGAGGACGAAGCGCUGCUGACAAAGCUUGCUCCUUCGUUCCGGUCGCUGCUGCCAAGCAUGGUGCAUCUGCUAAAGAGCUCGCUCUCGUUCUCUGACACGGAGAGGACCAAGGAGCUGUUCACGGCGUUCAACAGCUUUGUUCUGCUGGACAUAAAGCUGCUGGGUGACAGUUUUGUGGACAUCAUCAACCUUAUGAUCGAGACGUCAAUGAACAAGGACCUGGACGAGGAGAUCCGGUGUUUUGCGCUGAGAACGUUGACACAGUGCAUUGCGUACAGAAAAUCCAAGAUCUCGCAAGCAAAGCUGGGCGGACAGAUGGCCACGUGUGCUCUGCGUGUUGCGAGCGAGGAGGACGACGAGGCUGAGGAGGAGCUCGAAAAGGAGGACGAGGAGAACGAGAACGAAGAGGCGUCUCCGCACACGCUGGCCCUGAGACUUUUGAACGAGCUGGCAAUCAACCUGCCGUCCAGCCAGAUCAUCCAGCCGAUCCUGGGGCUGGCUCCGCAACUGCUGAGCUCGAGCAACCAGUACGAGAGAAGAGCUGCUCUGCUUUCGAUCGGCGUUACCGUGGAGGGUGCGCCAGACUACAUUUCGACACAGCUGCCUAAAAUUAUCCAGCUGGUGAUUGCCGGCUUGCAUGACGGGUCGAUUAUCGUCAAGGCUGCUGCGCUGCGCACUCUGGCCCAGCUGAAUGAGGAGCUCAAGGACACCGUGGCAGAGUACCACGAGUUGCUGCUCAGCCCUAUCAUUUCUAUCAUUGACUCCACCAAUAAGAUCAUGGUUUACAAGUACGCCACCUGUGCGCUGGACACGCUGAUCGAGUACAUGUCGAACGAGAGCAUCAAGCAGUACAUGGAACCGCUGAUGAAUAAAUUGUUCCAGAUGCUGGACGGCGCGCAGUCAUCGUCGCUCAAAUCGAGCAUCGUGUCAGCAAUUGGGUCGGUGGCCUAUGCGGCCGGCAAGGCGUUCACCCCGUACUUCGACCCGUCGAUCAAGUUUCUGGAGAAGUUCAUCGCCAACAUGGACCAUAUCGACGGCAUGACCGAGGACGACAUCGAGCUGCGUGCGCAGACGUUCGAGAACAUCUCGUCAAUGGCGCGGGCCGUGGGCUCCGAGGCGUUUGCUCCGUACGCACAGCCGCUGAUCGACGCGUCGUAUAGUGCGAUCCACUCUGCUAACGGCAGACUCAGAGAGUCCGGCUUUGCGUUCAUCUCUAACAUGGCCAGAGUGUACGGCGAGCAAUUCACGCCAUUCCUGGACAGAAUCGUGCCGGAGAUCUUCAACUGUCUGCAGCAGGACGAGUUCGACUUCAACUUUGGUCCCGAGGACGAGAUUGCAGACGAAGCAGACCUGGCUGAGAAACUCAAUGUCCACACAGGCAUCACCGUUGAAAAAGAGGUUGCGCUCGUCGCACUGAGCUCUCUCGCUGUCGGCACCAAGGCAGGCUUCACGAGCUUCGUCGACCAGACUGUCAAGAUCCUCAGCGAGCAGAUCGACGAGUCGUACGCGGUCAGAGAAGCGUCGCUGUCGACGCUCUGGAAGGUGACAUACUGCAUGUAUGAGGCGCAUGGCAAGAACGAAAAGGUGCUGGAGCUGAUCAGAAAUGUGCGCAGCAUCACCAUCAGCAUUCUGCCCGAAGAGUUCGACGUGCACAUGGUGAUGACAUGCAUCGACUGUUUGUAUGAGUACAUCAAGUCCAAGGCCCUGGGCAAGCUGGCCAUCAUGGAGGGCACAGACUCGUCGCAGCUGGAGUCGCUGUGCACGCAGCUGAUGCUGAUCCUCAAAAACGAGCACCUGUGCCUCACCCAGGACGAUGAGGACGUCCCGAGCGACGAGGUUGACACCACGGAGACCGACGCCAUGAUCUACGACUCGGCGCUCGAGGUGCUGGUGAGUCUGGCCGACGCUUUCGGCGGCGACUUUGUGCGCAUCUUCAGCUCUUUCAAAGACGUCAUUCUCUCACAGGUCAAGUGCAAAAACAAGAACAAGCGCGUCUCCACGGUCGGAUGUCUUGCCGAGAUCUGCAACGGCCUCAAGAGCGAAAACCCGUACACCACAGAGCUGCUCGAGGUGUUCAUCGAUAGACUCGCCAACGACAAGUCGUCCGAGGUGCGUGGCUCGGCCGCGUACGGUGUUGGCGUCCUGAUCGAGCACGCCACCGUCGACGUGACCCCUGCUUACCCGGCCACCCUCAACUCGCUGUCCAAGCUGCUUAGCAAGGCCGGCAAGGAAGCUUCCAAGACCGACGACGACGACGUUGAGACCAAGGAAACCAUCAACAGAACAAUUGCCAACGCAUGCGGCUGUGUCAGCAGAAUGGCGCUCAAACACCCGCAGGCCGUGCCGCUCAACGUGAUCGUGCCCUCGCUGCUCAGCCACCUGCCUCUGGAAACAGGCCUCGAGGAGAACAAGCCUAUUUUCGAGCUGAUUCUGAAGCUAUACCAGGAAGGCAACGAGGUGAUUGUCAAUGCCACUGCCCAAAUUGUUGACAUUUUCGAGCAGGUGUUCCUGAGAGAGCUGGAGAAGCAGAAACUGAUCAGUGAGUCGACGCUGGGAAGAGAAGAGAACAUAGAGAGACUGAACCAGUUCGACUCCGAGGAGACUCAGCACAAGGUUGUGGCGUUCCUCAAGUACCUCGAGAGCAAGUUUGCCGGCGUGGUUUCGUCCAAGGAGGUGCUGAAAAACGUGAUUGCGUGAGCAUAUAGUGACUAGAUUAAUUUGAUUUAAAUUCGAGACUGGUAUCAUAUAUGGGGUGCUGAACGUUUCUGAAUGCAGUACCAAACCCCGCGGCGAAAGGUGGCAUUCGACAGCCAUCUGCUCAGGCCCUGCCGUCGUGUCGAAAAUAAAAUCAGAGCACAGGUCUAAGACGAUAAAGAUCGAUGCUAUAAACAGGGAUUGUGCUAAAUAACUUAUUUCUUGGUAACUCUAGAGUCGGUCACAGUGUUCAACAGCAGUGCCUCGUUAUCCAAAAUGACCUUGUUUGGAGAUCUGGCCAGGAUGCUGGCAAUUUCCUUGGCGGUGUCCAGUCUCUUGAGCUCGACAUAGUCCUUGGACUUCUUGAUGGCCUCACCAAUCAGCUGCGCCGACUUCGCGUCACCCUGAGACUUCACCACGAGACUCUGUUUCUCCUGGAUGGCCUUGUCCACAAUAAAGGCCGCCCGCUGGGCGUCCUGCUGGGCAAUCUGCUUGGCUUCGACCGCGCUGGAGAACUCCGGAGAGAACGUCAUGGCCGUGAGCGAAACGUCGUCCAGCAGAAUGUUGAAGUUGGCCGCUCUUCUCAUCAGGUUCUCACGAACAAGUCUGGACACCUUCUCUCUCUGUGUAAUGAGCUGUGCAGCAUUGAACUGUGCCACCACCGCCUUCAGAACCUCGUUCACGAUCGAGGGAAGAACCCUUUCGUCGUAGUCUUGGCCCAACGUGCGGUGAAUUGUAGGCAACGCACUAACCUCCGGUCUCGAAAGCACUCUGCACGUGAUGUUCACCAUCUGCAAGUCCUUCGUACCGGUCAGCGAAGCAAUGCUUCUUGGCUUGGCACGGAUCUCGUAGAUUGUCGGAAAUUGAAGGAAAGGUAUCUUAAUAUGCGUACCUUCGCCUACAACUUCAGGACGAACACCGCUCAAUCGAUCAUAAAUCACCGCCCUCUCGCCACCGUUCACAUUGUACAGAGCAUUGUCAAAUAAGAGUGCACCACCUCCCAGCAGAAGCAGUCCUCCCAGUCCAGCAAAGAAACCCAGCGGUGAUCCAGGUGGCUUGCGGCCCCCCUGGCUUUUGGCAAUUUGCUGAGCUCUUUUCUGCAAAUCCUGGGCAAAUUUGUCCCAACCUUGGUUGUUCAUGGUUUGAUAUUAGUU
Molecule: messenger RNA, 4592 nt
Organism: Ogataea polymorpha
Lineage: Eukaryota; Fungi; Ascomycota; Pichiomycetes; Pichiales; Pichiaceae
Exons: 1
Coding region: 154-3441 (1095 amino acids)
Biological process (GO): protein import into nucleus
Cellular component (GO): nucleus; cytoplasm
Molecular function (GO): nuclear import signal receptor activity; small GTPase binding
Source: RefSeq, a predicted model, not a curated record